CCUGUAUGUGUGUGUUAUGUAAUCAAAUCGGUAGCGUCGAAAACACGUAGGAGCUGCGGACAGCGAGAGCGACAUGUCUGAAUCACUGAAUCAAGCGUCACACUUACAGGGUUCAGAAGGCUUUCACACACCUAGCGCUCACGUCUAUAUCUCCUACGACCCUGCGAAUCCGCCAUCCCAUCCAGGUCUAAAUUGGACGCGUUUCGUGUGCAUCAGCGACACUCAUUCUCAUACUUUCAGUGUCCCCUCUGGGGAUGUCUUGCUUCACUCUGGGGAUCUCAGUCGGCUAGGUCGGGAAGACGAGAUUCGUGUUACGAUAGAGUGGUUGCGUAGUCUAGACCAUGGCGUCAAAAUCAUCAUAGCAGGAAACCAUGACCUACCUCUUCACGAGGAGUGGUACGAGGACAGUUACUACGCUUUCCACGACAAGAAGGAGUCAUCAACCGCGAUCAAAAAUCUUGUCGACAGUGAUGCAAAUCGCGAUCGAGGCCUAAUUUAUUUGCAGGACGAACAAUAUACUUUCAGCACCAAGGAAGGUGGAAGGGAGUGGUCUGUGUAUGGCUCUCCGUGGCAACCCUAUUUCGGCGGCUGGGCUUUCAAUUACUUGCCUGAGGAAGCCUAUGAUCGUGUUUCCGCAAUACCUGAGGUCGACAUUCUUCUCACUCAUGGACCUCCGCAUAACAUUCUAGAUAAAACCUUUACCAAUGUCAAUGCUGGAUGCCCUGCACUACUCGCCCACCUUUCCAAGAUGCGGGGGCCUCCGCUUCUCCACGUCUUUGGUCAUAUACACGAAGCACGUGGCGCCGUGCGGCAUUCCUGGUUGCAGGCGGAGGAAGACCAAUGUUUUUCGGAUUCAGAAUGCUCACCCGCUCUGGGAACGAGAGAGACGAUAAUGGUGAACGCAGCUAACCUGCCUCUCGGGCGUCAGGCGAUUAGACCCGGACCUGGUGGCCAAAGGAUCCCAUGCGGUGGUCUGGGCUUUCAACCUGUCAUUGUUGACCUAUUGGAUUCGGCUACGCGGCUAGAAAUGUAAACGACUACGAUAUUCCCCCUGUAAUAUGAUGAUACACAUGUAAGAGAGUUCGUUAUAGACGGCCUAUGCGACAUACAACCUUGAUGACCUAGGAGAUUCGAUGGCAUUUAUGAUACUGGCACAAGUAGUGACAAGGCGAGGGAAAAGGGAAGAGCAUUGCCAAGUGGUAUCAAAUCAGCGGCCAGUAAACGCAGAACACGGAUUACCACCUACCUCGGACGGCACCGACAAUCUGCAAUUGUGGCGGGAAAAUAUCAUGUGGCACUACAAGACCCGCUCUAGCUAUCAGGUAGUGGUGGGCCCACUGAGUCAUCGUUAUGUGAUUUGACAUUGAAUUGCACUGGCGGUCUCACAAUGGACUUAGCAUCGACCUACGUUGGUCGACGUUGGCACUUUUGAAUUUCAUCACAUCUCGAAUGUAGAGUCAAGACCCCCUCCACAUUUGCAUUUGUGGAGAUUGUUGUGAUUGUUAUCACUGAGUAUAUGGUCU
Molecule: messenger RNA, 1523 nt
Organism: Suillus plorans
Lineage: Eukaryota; Fungi; Basidiomycota; Agaricomycetes; Boletales; Suillaceae
Product: Metallo-dependent phosphatase-like protein
Exons: 7
Coding region: 74-1033 (319 amino acids)
Molecular function (GO): hydrolase activity
Source: RefSeq, a predicted model, not a curated record